AUGAAAGAAGGAAAUCUGUUUGUUUGGUGUUUACUUUUUCUGUCGAUGUCGUCCACCGCUUUCGCUAAGGUAAGAUAAAUCAGCGCACAGAAUUGACUUUUCUUAAACUAUGCAAAAAAGAGCGAAGAGCGAAUCUGAUUGAAACACGGUUUAAGUUGUCGAGUCUGUUAGUCGUAAAGGCUUACAAUACGUAGCAGCGAGAUUUUUCCAUGCAUCAGCGUAAGUGGAAACGAAAAUUUCAGAUUUGAAAUACCUUUUAGAUUAGGACUACGUGUUGACCUUUAAUUUUCUUAAAUUCAUAUUUUUAAAAGAGAGUUUGAAAACACAGCUUCCAAAUUAUAAUUAGCACUCCUGUCUUCCGCUCAAAGAACGACAUUGGGUCAAUCAAGUCUGUCCACGAAAGGAUUUUUUACAAAACGCACAUCUAUUCUGCUAAUGUCACUUCUCCAAGAGAGAACAAGGGAGAGUGAUGACUCCAAGAAUCUAUAAAAGGCAGAUGAUUGGCUGAGCUUCUUCUAUACUUAAUGUCAAUCAUUUAUUACUGACCUGAACCCAAAUUUUGCUAAAAAAAAAAAAGGUUAAAGUGAAUAUACUAUUAUUUUUGAACAUUUAUGUAACACAGAACUCAAACACGUGCUUGCAGGGAUCCCCUGGCCUCCCCGGACGUAACGGAGUAAAUGGAUACAACGGGUCACCAGGCCGCGACGGCCGAGAUGGUGUUAAAGGUGAAAAGGGUGUGGCAGGCGCCCCUGGAUCACGUGGUGCGAAGGGAGAAAUGGGAGCAAGUGGAACAGAUACUGAUCACCGGAACUGGAAACAGUGCGCGUGGAAGAACAACGACAACCGUGACAUUGGACUGAUCAAGGCUUGUUAAUUUAUCUGUGAUCAAAGCUAUAGUUUAGUUAGCAUAACAAAUACUCGUCAUAUGAAAAUAUCAUCCCAGCCACUGUGCUUCCCCUGCCUUUUUAGACUUCUUAAUUAUUGUUGAACGUUGUCCAUGCAGUGUUAUAUCCGCACAGGAUAAAAUAAAGUUAUUUAAACGAAAUGUAGGGUGUAUGAUGGGCUCCUGAUAAUGACAAUUUCUUCCCUGAAAAUAAUUGUUCAGAACUAAUUUGUUGUUGCAGGAUUGUCAGUUCGCUAAAACCAAGGAUGAUACUGCCAUCCGUGUUGUUUACCAGGGAAACUUCUAUUUGGGAGGGUGUGGCGGCUGCUGCAAGAGAUGGUUCAUCACUUUCAAUGGAGCCGAGUGCAGUGGUCCCCUGCCUAUUGACGCAGUGCUGUGGAUCCGAAAUAAAGACGAAGACAACCACAGACCCGGGUUCAUUGAGGGCUACUGUAACAACAUACACAAGGGCAAAAUCCGAGUUGGAAUCAACAUUGGAAAUUGUGCAGGAUAUGGAAACUCCAAUGGUUACACAGGCUGGAAUUCAGUUUCCCGUUUGAUCAUUGAAGAAGUUCCUCGGUCCCAGUAACAAGUGAAAAGCGUCACGUGAUUAUUAAUGACGUAAUUAAGGGCUCUAAUAACAUUUUCAUGUAAAGCAGUUCAGCUUUGAAACCACAAUAAACGCUGCACGUGACUACUGAUGUAUGAACAUGUCAUUUUU
This is a messenger RNA of Porites evermanni, 1604 nucleotides long. The record is from the annotation of a GenBank genome assembly. Lineage: Eukaryota; Metazoa; Cnidaria; Anthozoa; Scleractinia; Poritidae.